AUGGCCACUUGUUGGAUGUCUAACAAGACGAAGCCAACACUUCUUAGACAUGUGGUGGCGCUUCCAAGAGGGCCGGUCUCUUGGAAUGUGUAUGAGUACGUGAAGGCUGCGCAUGAAGUGCGAAGAGUGAGACAAAGCCUCGUGACGGACUAUGAAGCAUUAGCAGAGCGAGGUGAUCAGAACAUUGGCGAGUAUAAUGAUGAGCAGACCCUUCUUUGUGUGGAUGGAGGGCAAAAAGGUGGCUCCAUUCGAACGAGCAGAGAAGAAGCCCAAGAAGGGCAUGCCGCCGCCGGAUGCGACUUCAGAUUCUAA
Messenger RNA from Aureobasidium melanogenum CBS 110374, 312 nucleotides. RefSeq lists its product as uncharacterized. Lineage: Eukaryota; Fungi; Ascomycota; Dothideomycetes; Dothideales; Saccotheciaceae. The coding region runs from base 1 to 312 and encodes 103 amino acids. The record is from RefSeq and is a predicted model, not a curated record. The transcript is spliced from 4 exons.